GAACCCGAGGCUUCUGCUUCCAAGGUUUUGGCUGGGCCUGGAUUGUGGUCAGGUGGGCCCUGGCUUUGGCUUGAGGUCCUGUCUCCAGGGAGGAGAUGGCCGGAGAAAACAACGCCGAGGCAGAGCUCAGAUCCCAGCCUCCUCCUGGGAGCACAGACCACGAUGAGCCAUCCAUGUGUUCCCUGUCUCUGGAGACGAUAUUACGCAGACUGAGGGCCUUAGACGUCAAGCAGGAUGACAAGCUCGCCAACAUUCUGGAUGUGGUGGGGGAGUUUGGCACCUUCCAGCGGAGGCUGGUGGCCCUCACCUUCAUCCCCAGCAUCCUGUCGGCCUUCUUCAUACUUGCCGACUACUUUGUGUUUGCAGACCAGGAUCCUUACUGCAACACCAGCUGGAUCCUGGCCGUGGGCCCCAACCUGUCCGAAGCUGAGCAGAUGAAUCUGACCCUGCCCCGAGCGCCCAACGGCAGCUUCCUGACGUGCCUCAUGUAUUUGCCUGUGCCCUGGGACCUGGAGUCGAUCAUCAAAUUUGGCCUCAACAACACGGACACAUGUCAGAAUGGGUGGAUCUAUCCUAACUCCAAGAAGAGGUCCCUGAUCAAUGAGUUUGACCUGGUGUGUGGCCUGGAGCCGAAGAAGGACAUCGUGCAGACCAUGUUCCUGGCAGGCCUUCUCAUCGGGUCGCUCAUCUUCGGGUUCAUAAGCGACAAAGUGGGUCGCUACCCUACCAUCAUGCUGUCGUUGCUGGGACUGGCCAUCUUCGGCUUAGGAACAGCCUUCGCGAGCAACUUUCAGCAGUACAUAUUUUUCCGCUUCUGCGUCUCCCAGGCCGGGGUGGGCAGCCCUGAGGACCCAGAGUGACUGUGGCUUUGUCCUCUCUGCCUCUGCACAGUCACCGAGUGGCUCCUGGGCAGUCACCGGGCCCACGCCAUCAUCCUGGAACACUGCUUUUACUCUGUGGGUGCCGUGGUCCUGACGGGGCUUUCCUACAUCCUUCCCCACUGGCGGCUGCUGUUUCUGGUGGGCGGGGUGUCUACGUUCCCCCUCGUCUUCUACAUCUGGGUCCUCCCGGAGUCACCACGGUGGUUGAUGAUGAAAGGGAAGGUGAAGGAGGCCAAGGAGGUGCUGUCCUAUGCGGCCGGUGUGAACAAGAAGACCAUCCCUUUAAACCUGCUGGAAGAGCUGCAGCUUCCUGCAAAGAAGGUGACUAAGGCCUCUAUCCUGGACUUCUGUAACAGUAGGCAGCGCUCCAAGGUGACCUUGCCGAUGGGCUGUGUGUGGUUUACCAUCGCUUUCAGCUAUUACACGCUAAACCUCAAGCUGAGAGAUUUCGGCGUGAGCAUCCACUUUAGACAGGUGAUCCCCCGCAUCAUGGAGGUGUCCGCCCGGCUGUGCAGCAUCUUCCUCCUGGAGCAGCUCGGGCGGAAGUGGAGCCUCGCCUUCCUGCUCCUCCAGGCUGCCAUCUUGUGUUUGCUUCUCCUCUUCCUCCCGCAAGAGCCGAAGCCCAUGAUGGUCUUGGUGAUUGUGUUUGGAGAGUUCAGCCUGGCUGCUACAGUCACCGUGUUCUUCAUCUACACUGCCGAGCUCCUCCCCACCGUCCUCAGGGCCACAGGUCUGGGGUUGGUGUCUCUGGCCAUGGCAGCUGGAGCCCUCUCCUCCCUGACAAUCACCAGCCAGACGCGCUCCCUCCUGCCCGUCUUCCUCUGCUGCAUCUCGGUGGUCCUAGCCUUGUUCUUCUCUUCCCUGUUGCCGGAAACGCACGGUCAGCCCCUCUGCGACAGCCUGGAGCGCUACUCCAGACAGAUCAGCUUCCAGAGAGACAUAUUCUCGGACUUCAGCUCCAGCAACCCCCUCAAGAGGAUUACGGACGUUACGUCUGAGAAUUCACAUUCUGACGGUAUGUCAGAGGAAGCAGUGAAGAAUACCAUUCUCAACUCCCAGGUGGUGAAUUCGAGCCUCUCCUCCAACGCUCAGACUAAGGAAUCCACACACACGAAAGCAAGCGGUGAGGCCCUCUGAGGGCCUGGCCCCCAGACGUCUCAGGUUGGAAUUGUGUGACUGGGUAUGGCGACAUGGAUUCUAGGUCACGAAUCCCAGGCCCAGUCCUCCUUGGGAGCCAGGGUCAGUCGUGCUUCAAGGCCAGCCCUCGAGGUCCAGAAA
Tupaia belangeri chinensis (Chinese tree shrew) is the source of this 2159-nucleotide messenger RNA. It is a transcript of the gene SLC22A14, whose product is annotated as solute carrier family 22 member 14. Gene Ontology annotation, molecular function: transmembrane transporter activity. The transcript has 11 exons. Gene Ontology annotation, cellular component: membrane. Gene Ontology annotation, biological process: transmembrane transport. NCBI's taxonomy places the organism in Eukaryota, Metazoa, Chordata, Mammalia, Scandentia, Tupaiidae. The record is from RefSeq and is a predicted model, not a curated record.